AUGCAGGAUGUCCCGGAAAUCACGGACAAGUGGCGAGAGCAAUAUGGCCCAACGUUCAUGGCCAAAGGUAUAUUUGGCGAGGACGAUCUCUACAUCACGGAUCUGAAAGCCGUAUCGCACAUCUUCUCCCACGGCGCCAUCUACGAGAAGACGCAAGCUGUGCAUUCCGCCCUGCGAGAGAUGCUAGGUGACGGGAUUCUCGCGAUCGAACAGAAUCCCCACAAACGUCAGCGCAAAAUUCUGAGCCCUGCCUUUGGUCCCAAGCAGCUCCGCUUGAUGAAUGAAGUAUUUGUGGAGAAAGGGAAUCUGAUGCGCGACAUGCUGACGAAAGAGGUCGCCGCUCAAGACCAGGUCUUGAAUGUCGAUAUCUCAGACUGGUUUCGUCAGGUCACGCUGGACAUCAUUGGAGAGGCUGGAUUUGGAUAUCAGUUCAACUCCUUGAAGUCGGGCGGCAAAGACGAAGCGGAGUUGAGCACAGUCUUCUCUCGGUUGUUCAACGACCCAAACUUCAACUUCAAUUCGGCCUUCCGGGCCGCACAGGCUGCGAUCCCGGUGCUACGGCCUCUUCCGCUCCCCGGAUGGACAGUCAUUCGUUAUGUGAACAAGAAGUUAUACGCAAUAGGAAAGGAGCUCCUGGACAAAUCGAAGGCCGAAUGUGUUGCGCUUGGGUCCAAGGACUUGGGGUCAGGUCGCGAUCUGUUGUCCAUUCUUGUCAAGGCAAACAUGUCCAGUGAUGUUCCCGCCAGCCAGCGCAUGAGCGACAACGAGGUCAUUGCCCUAAUCCCUACGUUUUUCCUGGCUGGGCACGAAACGAGCAGUAUUGCUCUCGCUUGGGCGGCGCACGCCUUGUCACACGACCAGACUGUUCAGGACAAGCUGCGUCAAGAGUUGCUCUCCCUUCCGACGGACACUCCAACCAUGGACAAACUUGAGUCACUCCCGUUGAAAUGCUGA
Messenger RNA from Mycena citricolor, 954 nucleotides. The record is from the annotation of a GenBank genome assembly. Lineage: Eukaryota; Fungi; Basidiomycota; Agaricomycetes; Agaricales; Mycenaceae.